UACAUGGAGAAUGUGAGAGGAGCUUUGGUCGUAGAAUCCCACCCAAUGCUUUUAGCAUGUGAAAUCUCGCAAGCUUGACGUCACGAUCAACUCCACCCAACGUUCCGAGCUAUCCAGAUAAGUAAACAAAAAUCAACGAUAUUUCUCUGGCGCGCUUUUCGUGUCUCGCCAGUUCAAUCCUUUUAUCCGGCUCACAGAUAUUAGUCUGAGAAAAUGGCGUCCAAAUCGGAGUUCCAGAAUCCCAUCCUGCAUCCUCUGGUGUUCAUCUAUCAGGUAUUGCAGUACCUCAUCGCGAAAGCGCUCUCGCCCAACCCGCCCAAGUCGGACAACGAGCUGGACAGGCCCAAGAUCGCCAUCAUUGGCGCUGGUAUCACAGGCGUCACGUCCGCGGCGCAUUGUGUCGGCCAUGGAUUCGAUGUUGUCAUUUUCGAACGGGGUACCGAGGACAGCGUCGGUGGCAUCUGGACAAAAGUGAACGACACGUCCGGGCUGCAGAUCCACAGUGUCAUGUAUCGCUUCCACCCUUCCGUUCAGUGGCAGGGUGGAUAUCCCGACAAGUCCCAGAUUCUGAAGGCGGUCCGCGAUCUUUGGAGGCGCUACGGUCUCCAGGAUAAGACCAGGUUCAACUUCAAGGUGGAAAAGACAUACCAAGACGAAAAAGGCCGGUGGAUCAUCAACAAUCCUUCCAACGGUCGCUUCGACGGCCUCAUUGCGGCCGUAGGGACAUGUGGUGCCCCCAAGAGGCCGAGCAUGCAGGGCAUGGAGAAGUUCAAGGGCAAGAUUGUCCAUUCGUCGGAGCUCGAUGGAAUCCAGGCAAAGGGAAAGAAAAUGGCCAUUAUUGGCGGUGGCGCCUCCGCCGUUGAGGCCCUCGAGUUCGCUGCCGCCAAAGGCACGGCCAAGACGUCCAUCCUCUCCCGAUCCGACAAAUGGAUCAUCCCGCGCAACAUUUUCGUCGACACUCUUCUGUCCCUCAACAUAUUCGGCCAGGAAACCAUCUUGUCAUUCGUCCCCGAGUUUCUCCUGCGCAAGCUCUUCUACCGCGACCUCGAGUUCCUCGCGCCCAGUGACAAGGGCUUGUUCAUGGACACGCCCAUGGUGAACUCGGACGUGAUGGAGAAGCUGCGUCAGGGGCAAGCCGAAUGGAUACGAGGCGACAUUGUCCAAUUUGAGGCGAAUGGCGUCACGGUCAACCGUCGGGCCAAGGGGGUACCCAAAGGUGGACCGGGCCACGAGACCUUGGUGGAAGCGGACAUUGUCGUGCUGGCCACGGGCUUCAGCCGGCCCUCGCUCUCGUUUCUGCCCGACGACGUCUUUGAGGAGCCGUACGAUCCCCCAAACUGGUACCUGCAGACCUUCCCGCCCCAGCACCCGUCUGUCAGUGCCAUCAACUGCACGUACGUCGCAGCGAUCGGCUCGGUGGGCAACUGGCACAUUGGCAUCUACACGCGCAUCCUACUCAUGUUCCUCGUCGAUCCUCUCACGCGGCCGAGGGGCUUCUGGAUGCGCCGCUGGAUCGACAUGACCAAGGUGCUCAAAAUGUCCAGUCCGACGGGGGCGUUUGACUUUUUUACAUACCUCGAGCUCGUGUGGUGGUUUGUGUUCUGCGUGGCGUUCAACCCGUUCCGGUGGAAGUGGGCGUUAUUUGUGUUCUUUGGCGUCGGCAUGCAUUUACCGGCAAAGAUUGUCGAGGCCGAGAAGUGGCUUCUCAAUGGAAGGGGUCACGAUGUGCGUGAUAAGGGGGUGAGCCUGUAGGGGCGGGGCUUACCCUGUAACACGAGUCGCGAAGCCGUGGGAAAGAAAGACAGAAGCGUGAGGACAAAAUACAGACGAUUGGGAAAGGCAAGUUUUGUGUCGCUGAGCAUCCAGAAUGAUACUCAUAUCCUGUAACCGCUUGAGACUUCAAGCUGAUCAACUUGGGGUCAAGGAUCUGUCAGACGUGUGUCCGUACAACCAACAAGAUCAACAAAUAUCCAGCCAACACAACGGCUUCUGGCACGCUAAGGUAAACCGAGGCAGGAUACAGCUCUCACCAUUAUUAAUGACAGUUUUGUUCAAGCUCGAGUCC
Molecule: messenger RNA, 2065 nt
Organism: Emericellopsis atlantica
Lineage: Eukaryota; Fungi; Ascomycota; Sordariomycetes; Hypocreales; Bionectriaceae
Product: flavin-binding monooxygenase-like family protein
Exons: 3
Coding region: 214-1752 (512 amino acids)
Molecular function (GO): NADP binding; flavin adenine dinucleotide binding; N,N-dimethylaniline monooxygenase activity
Source: RefSeq, a predicted model, not a curated record